Messenger RNA from Ceratosolen solmsi marchali, 927 nucleotides. Its product is annotated as band 7 protein AGAP004871. The record is from RefSeq and is a predicted model, not a curated record. Gene Ontology annotation, cellular component: plasma membrane. The coding region runs from base 1 to 927 and encodes 308 amino acids. The transcript is spliced from 6 exons. Lineage: Eukaryota; Metazoa; Arthropoda; Insecta; Hymenoptera; Agaonidae.
AUGGUAAACUGCGGAUGCACUAAAAGAGACAGCGGUGGAAUCGAGUGCUUCAUUGAAUUCGAAGCUUCAGAAACCUCAGAUAUCGAAGGAACAGGAAUAAUGACUAAAUUCAUAGAAGGAUUGGCUGUAGUUGGAUCAUUUCUAGUUAUUAUUUUCACUAUGCCAUUUUCAUUGUGCGUUAUAUUCAAAGUUGUUCAAGAAUAUGAAAGAGCCGUUGUUUUUCGAAUGGGAAGGCUAAAAGGUAGACCUCAAGGACCGGGCACAUUCUUUGUAUUACCUUGUAUCGACAAUUGCGUACGUGUUGAUUUACGGACGGUCUCAUUCGAUGUACCACCGCAGGAGGUUCUCACUAAGGAUUCUGUGACUGUCAGUGUCGAUGCAGUCGUAUAUUAUCGGAUUAAGGAGCCCCUAAAUGCUGUUAUCAAGAUAGCGAAUUACAGCCAUUCGACGCGGCUACUGGCAGCAAGUACAUUGCGCACUGUCCUCGGUACCAGGAGUCUUGCAGAAAUUCUAGCUGAACGGGAGACUAUAUCUCAUACUAUGCAGAUAUCCCUGGACGAGGCAACGGACCCGUGGGGUGUAAAAGUUGAACGCGUCGAAAUUAAAGAUGUUCGAUUACCAGUGCAGCUUCAGCGUGCCAUGGCGGCGGAAGCGGAAGCCGCGCGAGAGGCGCGAGCCAAAGUGAUCGCCGCUGAGGGAGAGAUGAGAGCAUCUCGAGCUCUGAAGGAAGCUAGCGAUGUCAUUUCCACAAGUCCCGCGGCUCUUCAGUUGAGAUAUUUGCAGACGCUAAAUAAUAUAUCAGCAGAGAAGAAUUCAACGAUUAUUUUUCCUUUACCAGUCGAAUUAUUUACACCUUUUCUUAAUACAAGAAAAUCACUGGUCAAUGAAACACUAACUAAUUUAAUAACCGAUAAUAGACUUGUCUAA